This is a messenger RNA of Bactrocera oleae (olive fruit fly), 4606 nucleotides long. RefSeq lists its product as uncharacterized. Gene Ontology annotation, molecular function: protein binding. NCBI's taxonomy places the organism in Eukaryota, Metazoa, Arthropoda, Insecta, Diptera, Tephritidae. Gene Ontology annotation, cellular component: plasma membrane. The record is from RefSeq and is a predicted model, not a curated record.
CUCGACUUGAGCGGUUCGACGAAUGACGACAGCGCGCUCGCUCGGUCGUUUGGGUAAAGUGUGUGCAUAGCGUAAGUCUGGCUAAAGGCAAAGUUGAAGCCGAUGUUAAAAGUAAAGUUGUAGUGCGGAUAUUGUAAAUAUACACUCGAAAAAAAUAGUAAAAAAUAGUGGCAGAGCAAUCAGUUAUGUGAACCUGCUACCAAACACCAACACAUGUGUGUGUGUGAGUCUGCAAUUUGCUCAGAAGAACGCCACAAAUAUGCGGUGAGAUAUUCAUGCCUCUACUUUAGUCAAAUUUGUUUAGCUUGGUGCUUAUGGGUUUAGUCGCGGUUUUGCAGGCGCAGCGCUCAAACGCAACGGUUUUAUAUAGCAAAUUUAAAAGGUGUUGGUAAGCUAAUGUGGAAUUUAAAAGAUUUUAAUUGAACAAUUUUUAAAAUUUUGAAAUGUGAUUUUGAAAUUAAUUAAUUUAAUCAAUUAUGUAGUGUAUUACUUAUUUUGCAAUAAGCUGUGUUGUAUAAAUAAUUUAAAAUAAAAAUUGAUAAAAAUUAUCAUUAAUUACCACGAGAUCCCUCAAAAAACCAGCAAAAAAGUAUACAAGAGAUUAUAAAAAAUCAAAGUACCCACGCUACGAUUCAUCAAUGUAAACUCAUUCAUAACGAAAAUGUGAAAAUUAUCCAAGCAAGUGUGAGACCCUAAAAAGCCGUGCUUUGCAGCCGCAGCAACAGCAAUAACGUGUAGAGACUUUCAAUGGGAAAACAAUUAAAAUUUGCAUUCAUUAAGUGGUGGAAAAAAUUGCAGCAACGCGAAAGAAUAAAAAAAUUACUGCCACACUAGUAUUACUGCAACGCACGUCCCCAUAGCCUUAGCAAAUCACCAAACACAUAAGAAAAGCAGAUAAAAUUAGUAAAUAGCGUGGUUAAAGCUGGCAAUGAGUUGCAAUCGACAUCUUAACUACAGCAGAACUUCGCCGAACAUCAAUAAAUAACGAGCCGAUACUUACGCCAUACCGUCUAACUGAUUGGUUGGUGUGCAAAAGAUGCGUUCACUUACGUAAUUGAAAUCAAAGUGCAAUAGCCAGCAAAUCCCGCUAACAAAGCCGUGCCUAUAAGUGCACUCAUGGCUAUUCGCAUCGUAGCUUCAUUUGACUAUUCUGUAGCUUCAACUCUUUCUCACCCGAAGCGCAAUUGACAUUUUCAUUUUUGGUGACUUCUUGUGCACACGCUUACGGUGUGAGUGUGUUUGUAUGUGUGUUGUAAGCGUCGAAGCAACAGCAGAUCGCUGAUUUAACUUUGCGAAAUCGAUUAGCACCGGCAAAACUUCAAAAGCACAACAGGUGAAUAGUUGAAGGCAUAAUGGCUAGCGCGACUGGCGGCCGAGAUGCCAUUGAAUGCGAUACUAACGCUUCUGCAAUGGCCAUAAAUAUGGCCGAGACUAUCAAACCAAACAAUUACAUGGCCAGCAGCAGAAAACAUCAACACGAUGCCCCCAGCAACAGCGAGAGGCCGAGUAAAAAACUAGAAUCAGCGAAAUUCGGGCAUAUGAGUGGACGUACAGCUGAGGGUCUGCGUCGGCAAGCGACCAAAUAUCCACACGGCCUGAAUAUCAGCAUACAAACAGUGACCACUAAUGAACACCAGCACACCACUAGUAAUGGCAACAACAAUAAUAAUAGCAGUCUACAUGCGAGCAGUGACCUGAAUGCAAAUUAUGGCUACUCACGAGCUUCCACGCUGCGCAGCAGUUGGGGUGGCAACAACAAUGACAAACGGCAAACGACCAGCGAUUUGAAUGACGGCAUUAGACACACCUCAAAUGGCAGGGAUGCCGCAGCAACGUCGGAUAACUGCCACCGCAAAUAUCGCAUUAGUAUGGUCAGCAGUCCGGAAAAUCUGGCCGAAUUGCAAAUGCGCCGCUACAAGUAUCCACUCACCGGCAACUACUAUCUGGACACACAAGAUGCGACGAGUAUGAAACAACCGCCCCCGUUGCCGGUGUUGCGCACAUAUCUACAGCGUUUCGGUCGUUGGAAAUAUCUACGCUGGCCCAUCAUAUUUUUAGCGAGCACAUUGCUAUUCUUCGGUCUCAUCACCUAUUGCAUUUGGCUGCACGAUGUGAGCGUGGCGCGGGAGCGUUACCAGCGACGACGGCAGGAAGUCAGCAAGGAGGCACAGUUAGCCAAUAAUGAAGCGCAGCUCAUCAACUUUGUUGCAAACACAGUGGACGUGUGGCAGCGUGUUGAUGAAAGCAUUGCAACCACAACAACUACUCCGGCAACCAGCACCACCAAUUCAACCAUAGUUGUAACCACAGACCACAAUCAGCAACACCUACAGGAAUCGACGAUUUUACGUGCAAUUAGCACUCAAGCGCGCCAACCACCCAAGCAGCAACAACUGACAACAUUCAAGUAUGUGGUGCCGUCGAAAGGUGUCGUCGUCGGCGACAAAAAGCAGCACAAAGCGGAUGUUGAUAAAGACAGAGAUGAGACUAUGUCCGAAACCACAACAUAUGCCAGCGCCGAAGCGGCUCUGAUACCUACUAAUGUGCUGCAUUACAGCGGUUUUAAUGGACAUCAGAACAGCUUUGGUGUGCCCAUUGAAGAGGGUCACCGCAUUUUGAGGCUCUUUAAUAAUGGCCUUUCACCAUAUCAACCCUUUACCCCAACAACUAAGUCUUUGACUAAGGUAUCACCCACGAUACCACCGCUUGCAAAAUCUAAGCCAACACAUUCCAUGUCAUCAGGCUUCCGUACCACCGCGCAAGAUAACGGUUGUUACUCAACCACGCUGCCGAUGUGUCAGGGUAUCCUGGACUAUGAUUUAACAUAUAAUUCCACAACCAAAUUACAGUUUAACGAUCAACAAGCUUUUCAGCAGCUAGUAGAAUCGAAUUGUUCAACACGUGCGCUCGAGUUUAUAUGUGUAACACUAGAACCGGAAUGCAGACCUUCGCAUAUUGGUAUAUUGCCACCUUGUCGGAGGAUUUGCAAAGCCGUACUCGAAGCCUGCUCCAUCGUCAUAGCCAAUUGGGACGCGCUCAACGAGCUGUUUGACUGCAAUAUCUACCCCGACUCCAACGAUCCGCACAAAUGUGAAGAUCCCACGAGAAGACGCGAUUACUGCUACGACAACGAAUUCGCUUGCUAUGACCGCACCUGCAUACCGCAACAAUGGCAGUGUGAUAAUAUUAAGGAUUGCGCUGCUGGCGAGGACGAAGAGAGCUGUUUGAUUUGCGAUCAUCAGGAUGAGUUCCGCUGCCGCUCUAAUGAGAAGUGUGUGCCCGAGUCGGUGCGCUGUGAUUUGAAAUAUGACUGCUUCGAUGGAUCUGAUGAGGAGGAGUGUGAUGAGUACGGUUCCGGAGAUGAAACAGCGGUCACUUUCGAUGAAGCUGCUUUAAAUUCAUUCCCACGCAUAUUCUCCUAUGCUAGUUUCCUAUCGCCCAAUCAAACUAAUGAAGGUUUAUAUACCUACAUCACGGCAGCUACGGACGAUGAGAAUGGCACGAAGUUUCAGGUGCAUGAAAUCACCAAUCGCACUAGCGGCAUAUCUACCGAAGAUGUUACAAACAGUGUUCCCGGUGAUGGGCCAAAAGGUUUCGUGAACUUCCGUGAUAGCAAGGAAAUCAUGAUGACCAGCGAUACGGAGAAUAAAUUCAAGUACUCUUCGGCUGCCACCACCUCACGUCUCGCAACAAAUCCCAACAAUAAUAGCUUGAUCAGGGGCAAUAAAGUGUCCUUUGGUGCCACCACACCUCUGCAACCGGCCGCCUCAAUGCGCAUCGCCGUCACUACCGAACCGGUCAACACAUCCAAAGACGACAUAGAUAAUGACGACAACAAGAGCAAAAAAGCGCCGGCAAACACUUGUGCGCCCCAUCAAUUGCGUUGUGUGAGCGGCGAGUGCAUCACAGUCAAUCAACUCUGCGACAAGAAAAUUGACUGUCCAGAUGGUGCUGAUGAGCUGCUGUGUAUCUACAAGGAGCAGCGCAGUUCGACAACAACAACAAUGCGCAGCAGCACAGACGGUCCUUCAAGCCGUAGGCGGAGUGUGCGCACGCAAUCGACGACGCCGGCAGCGACGACAAUACGUACGGAUAAACGCUCCUUGACACGUACAACAAUAAAGAGAAAGGUGAAAACCUAAUGUUGCAAUAACAACAACGGCAUCGUAAUGGCUACUUGAAUUUGUUAUUGUUGCACACUUUCAAUUUUAUCUAACUGUACAGCGCGUGUGUGUGUGUUUUGGUUAAGUCCUACAUAGUAUUGUAUUUUUCUUGUUGUUCUAUACUCACCUGGCUAUACUUUUCCAAUAUUCUUUUCUACAUUUAAGCAUUAUAUAUAGUAAUGAAUAUAUAUUUAGCUUAUUUACUGCGUACCUAUGUCGUUGCUUGUUUUAAACAAAAAAGACAUUUAUAUUUUUAGUAUUUUUAUUGUUACAGCUAUAUCUACGGAUAUACAUAUAUAAAUAUUUACAUAAUUAAAAGAAAAUGUUUAUUAUAUUUCUUGAUUCAUACUCUUGUUAUCAUGUGUAGUUGAUUUUAAGGUUAUGUUUUAAUAUGCAAUGCUGUAAAUAAUAACUUUAUUUUAUUAUAAACUCGAAAAGUAAAA